This is a messenger RNA of Lachancea lanzarotensis, 531 nucleotides long. Its product is annotated as LALA0S03e00606g1_1. Bases 1 to 531 code for a protein of 176 amino acids. Lineage: Eukaryota; Fungi; Ascomycota; Saccharomycetes; Saccharomycetales; Saccharomycetaceae. The transcript has a single exon. The record is from RefSeq and is a predicted model, not a curated record.
AUGGGACGGCAAAAAAGAUUGAAAUUUUGGAGCCUCGUGGAAAAGCCAGAUGAAAAUGUCACACUUUUCGAACCUACUAGUUUUCACGGUCCUGGAGUUGUAAAUUUACACUUAUUAAAUGAUUUUUGUGUGCUCUGUUGUGCAAUGCUGCGCUCUGCUGUGCUAUGCUGCGCUAAUUUGCAACGUCUUCCGAAUUUUUUCCCGGCUAUCCCCUUAGUUUUAAAUUCCCUCGUUUCGAGUACUUCAACCCCUUGCAAUGAUAUUUGUUUGUUGGUGGUGGGUUUCGAUGUUCAGGAUCAAGACCGUACCUCAGCGGGUUUUCCGACGUGCUUAUAUACCCGCUGGAAGGGAUCCAACCUUUUUUUUUUUUUUCUCAUUCUGGGCCCCCUUCCUUUCUUCUCCAAUUCCUCUCCAUGCUGUCACACACGCCUGUGCUUACUCCCCACGCAUGCAGGUGCGGUGCCUGUUUUAUGCAUUACAGCGGGAUACUGGAUCCUUCUGCAGUAUGACAAGGGGCGCGUCCACCGAUAA